CAACAUCGUCAUAUGAGCUUGGUUGGUAAUGAUGUUGAGCAGCCUAUGUUGAAGAUUGUUGAGAAGGCUACAAAGUUGCGGUCACUUCUAUUUCCUAGUCACCACUUGAAAAACUUUGGUCAGGCCCUGGACAAAGUAUUUCGUACAAUGGAAUGCAUACGGACCUUGGAUCUUAGUUCAAGUGCAAUCUUGGAAUUGCCUAGCUCAAUUGAAAAGUUGAAGUUGCUACGCUACCUUGACCUCUCUAGAACAGAAAUCAAAGUUCUCCCCAACUCAAUUUGCAAACUCUACCAUUUGGAAACAUUGAAACUCUUGAGGUGCCCUUAUCUUUUCGAAUUGCCCAAGGACCUAAGGAAGUUGGUUAAUUUGCGACAUUUGGAGCUCGAUGAUUUAUUCUGGGUCAAGUUCUCCAUCCUACCACCAAACGUGGGGGACAUAACCUCUCUGCAUGAUUGGCAUGUAUUUCAGGUCAGCCACAAGACUGGAUACAGAAUUGAAGAACUAAAGAACAUGACAUAUCUUUCAGGAACAUUGCAUAUCUCAAAGCUAGAAAAUGCAGUUAAUGCAGGAGAGGCUAAGUUGAACCAGAAGAAGUACCUUCAGAAGUUGGUGUUUGAAUGGAGUGACAGGAUUGUCAAUACACAUGAUGAAGCAACUGAAAAGAGUUUCCUUGAAGACCUACAACCUCACUUAAACCUCAAAGAGCUCCAAAUAUGUCAUUACAGGGGCAAUGAAUUUCCAGCUUGGAUGAGAGAAGGGCAGCUCCAAAAUUUGGUCAGAGUUACCUUGAAUGAUUGCACAAAAUGCAAAACUCUCACUCUAGGUGAGCUACCCAAUCUUGAAGUGCUCUACAUCAAAGGUAUGCUGGAGUUGGAGAAAUGGCCAGAGGUUGAAUGCCCUUCCCUCGAGUGGCUAAAGUUUAGCAACUGCCCCAAGCUAAGGGAGCUGCCCAACGUCUUUCCUAUGUUGAGUUUCCUGAAGAUCAAAAGGUGCAAAUCCUUAAGGGCGCUUCCAGUGGUUCUAAGUUUGAAGACUCUAAAGCUUAUUGACAAUCCUAUUCUGGAGGAUUGGCAUGGAACAUGGAUUACUUGGGAGGCUAUAGAUGAUCAAGGCCAAUGGUCAAGUGGGGAACAAUGGUCCUUCGAAAAUUUGUUGGAACUGAAUGUUAUAAGCUGCCCUAAGCUGAAGGCACUGCCAAAAUACUUUGAUCCAGAAAGGUUGGAGAUCAGCGGGUGUGAGUUGUUAGUUGCUCUCCCAGAACAACAUUUUGCCCAACGUCUUCGGCAUUUAGCACUAUAUGCCUGUCGUGAUGGAACCUUAGUGAGGGCAAUACCAAAUACCAGCUCUCUAUGCUCACUGGUUAUAUCCGGCAUCUCAAACCUCACCUCACUUCCAAAAUGGCCCCAACUUCCUGGCCUCAAGGUGUUGUACAUUCAUGAUUGCAAAGAUUUGAUGUCUUUGUCCGAGAGCAAAGAAGGGUCGCUGCUAACUUUGAUAUCUCUCACACUACUUUCCAUCCGAAACUGUCCAAUGCUUGUGACAUUAACUGAGGAGCUACCUGCUACGCUGGAGUGUUUGAGUAUUGGCUCAUGCCCCUUUCUGCGGCAUCUAGGCCCCAAGAGGAUACUGAAAAACCUCCAUUCACUCAAGGACCUUUACAUUGAGGACUGCCCUAUGCUCCAGUCCUUGCCUGAGGAUGGGCUUCCCAGCUCGCUUCAGCAUUUGCAAAUACAAAAGUGUCCACUAUUGACAAAGCGAUGUCAAAAGGAGGGAGGAGGUGGAGGAGGUCCAGACAGGCCAAAGGUUAUGCACAUUCCUGACCUGGAGAUUGAUUUCCCUAAAGAUUCUUCAACAUCAGCUUUGCCCUAGAAGAAACCAUCAGAACCAGCUUGCUAUCGUCUUCUUCCACACCCUGGAGGGAUAGAAAUAAUUGAUGCACAACCAACUAAAAAACAACCAAAUUCAUCUCGCUUAAAGCAAAGUCACAAAGG
Messenger RNA from Quercus lobata, 1991 nucleotides. RefSeq names its product putative disease resistance protein At3g14460. The record is from RefSeq and is a predicted model, not a curated record. The transcript is spliced from 2 exons. The coding region runs from base 13 to 1869 and encodes 618 amino acids. NCBI's taxonomy places the organism in Eukaryota, Viridiplantae, Streptophyta, Magnoliopsida, Fagales, Fagaceae.